Messenger RNA from Saprolegnia diclina VS20, 2685 nucleotides. RefSeq lists its product as hypothetical. The transcript has 13 exons. Lineage: Eukaryota; Oomycota; Saprolegniomycetes; Saprolegniales; Saprolegniaceae. Gene Ontology annotation, molecular function: protein binding. The coding region runs from base 296 to 2554 and encodes 752 amino acids. Gene Ontology annotation, cellular component: ciliary basal body. Gene Ontology annotation, biological process: motile cilium assembly. The record is from RefSeq and is a predicted model, not a curated record.
CGGGUUCACCCACACACGGAGCCCUUCUACCUUCUACACGUUUUGCACGUUGCACAUUUGAAGUCUCAACAAUGGCCUUGAGCUGCUUCAGCGUCGCAUACUGCUCGGGGUCAACCGACUCGACCUACGCUCCAUGAGAUGCUGCCAUGGGUGCCAUGGGCCAUGGGCGCACCUCGCGAAGCAGCGCGACCGCCCUCCGCUUGCGGCUGCUGCUCUCCUCGGCCAUCGCACCUGGUUUCCGUAAUCCGGAAACACAUAAAUAUUAUCCGGACCUCCGUCUUGCAGUUUCGCGCAAAUGGCCGAGCCCGCGGAUACGAUGGGGCUCCUCGAGCAGACGACCGCGGACCCGCGGAAGCAUGGCGGACGAUCUUGGUCGACGCAUGGGCUCUGCUGCGUGAGGUCGAUGCAGGGAGUAUGCUGUGGCUGGUCGACGCAUGGCGGUUCCUGCGCGAGCAUGCAGCUGGUCGCGAAGGGGCUGCAGCUCCUCGAGCGGUCUCGGGUCCUGCACCUUGCCGCGCUGGGUCUGCGCCCCCGGCCGCAGCACCUGCCCAAGCCUCGCGACGGUCUUCUUCUCCAUACGUACAUCCCGCAGAUACGCAUUCUUGGCACCGACGCGCUUCGGAACGACCCGAUGGUGGUGCACCCGAUCGUGCUUGUCCAUCUCGUCGACGUCUCGACGGGCUGCUACCUCAUGAAGUUCGACCGUCAACGACCAGGUGUCCAUGCGCUAGAGCCCGUGACGAUGCUCCAGGGCGCGCUCAAGAAGCAUACGAUGUGCGACUACAUCUUGCCGAUCGCGACGCAGCCGUGCCCCUUGUCACCCAACGGCCAAGACAACCCAACGUGGAACGAACUCCUGCUCGUCAACGACGCCUACUCGCAUUAUCUCCGGCCCGAGACGCUUCUGCUGUUUGAGGUGGUCGACUUUACGCCGCAAACGAGUCUGCUCCCGGGCAAUGCGAGCUAUUACACGGUCGCGUGGGGCUUUUGCCGACCGCAGAGUCCACUCGGCAGCUACAACAUUCCUCUCGCGUCCGACGAGACGACGACCCAUCGCAUUCAGCUGUACGAGUACCAGCCAACGUCGUGGCUCAUCGACACGCAGACCAAGCGCAUGCGACCGGACGCGAAUGCGCCGCCCCAACCACCCGUGUACUUUCAGUAUCUACGCUAUCGGCGGCAGUCGUACCCGUGCACGCUCCACGUCUCCUUUGGCAUGCAGCCAGAGCCACCAUGGACGCAAGUGGAGCACCGCGCCAUGUUUGCCCAUGAGCAAGAAGUCGGUGAGCGCGAAGACGACGUGCCGCUGCAGGAACUCGACAAGAAGCACGUGCUCCAAGCAAAGUCGAGCGGGCAUUUACCCAUCGCGAGCGUGCGCGACUCGUUCUCCAUGAGCGCCGAGCACCUCAUGGCAUUCCCCAGCGUGCACUGCAAGCGGUACCCGAGCGAGUUUUGUCUAGUGCCGGAACGCAUCUUGCACCGACUCCACAGCGGCGACGGCGGCUGCCAAUCGGUCGCGUUCUCGCAUGCCGGCUCCCACCUCGCCGCCGCCUGCUGCGACCGGCACGGCGAGUACCCGAUUCGGCUCUAUCACAUCGACACGGGCGUUCAGGAGGCGGUGCUACUCGGCCACCAAGCAUUGGUCUAUGCCAUUACGUGGUCACUGGACGACGAGCAUCUUCUCAGCGCGUCGUCCGACGGUAGUGCCAAGCACUGGCAGGUGUCUCCGCCUGCACUGCUCCACUCGUUUUACCACCCACUGCCCAACUUUGUCUACUGCGUCGAGUGGUGCUCAGACAGCCUUGGCGCAACGGGGGCGCUCGAUGGGUUUGUUCGUCUCUGGGACCUCGGGCAAGGGCGGCCGAUCGCCAACCUGCACCCGGCCCACACCAGUCGCGUCAAUGCGAUACGUUUCGAGCCAAAGUCCCAACGCCUCUUCUCCGGGGACGCUGCGGGUAUCAUUUGUGUGUGGCAACCCAAAGGCGCAUCGUUUGAGCUCGUCAAGACGCUCAAGCACCACGAUUUGAUGGGCAAAUGCAUCACGAGCUUUCAGCUGCAUCCCAAGCGCAGCCAGCUCCUCGUGCAAGCGCAGCCGAAUACGCUGCUGCAGUUCGAGUUGCGCUCGUACUUGGUUCUGAACAAAGGGUACAGCGGCCUGACGGUCACGUCGGCAAUGGUCAAGAGCGCGUUUAGCCCCGACGGCCGCUUUGUUGCGAGCGGCUCGGAAGACGGUGCAGUGUACCUCUACUCGAGCUUGAACGGACGGCGCAUUCCAAGCUCGAUGUGGGGCGGCAUCUUUUACGGCGACCCGCUCUGCGACGUGACAUGGUCGUCGAGCGCUCAUAUUGCGGCCCUGUGCUCUCUGGGAAGCGGCAACCCCAUCAUUGUCCUUGGCGCACGCCGGGACGACCUUCCAACCAAAGACAGUGCCGUCGCGGACGAAGAGAAGAACGAUCAGCAGCAUCUCCAGCGGCGCCAGAAACGCCUUGCCGAGCAUGUGGCGACGCUGCUGGCGCAGGACGGGCGGCAGCCACUUGUACCCGAGAAGGCCUAGCUGCACACCACCGUUUGCGCUUGAUGUAUAUUCUGGUAAUGGAGCGUGUGCUUUGCUGUGGCAGACGAAAGGGCGACUAGGGGUACAACCCUAGCCCUUAUGGUCCACCACGUCUCCGAUUGCGUCCAACA